This is a messenger RNA of Lasiosphaeria miniovina, 857 nucleotides long. RefSeq lists its product as uncharacterized. The coding region runs from base 321 to 752 and encodes 143 amino acids. The record is from RefSeq and is a predicted model, not a curated record. The transcript is spliced from 5 exons. NCBI's taxonomy places the organism in Eukaryota, Fungi, Ascomycota, Sordariomycetes, Sordariales, Lasiosphaeriaceae.
CCCGCCCGCCCGCCCGCCCGCGGUCCGUUUCCUAGUAUUGCCCGUUCGCUCACUUGACUCCCAGACCGUGACACUCACCACAUGAGCGUCCUCGCUGGGCCGGCCGACCCCAGGUUCCGUCCCGUUCAAUACUGCACCUGGUCCUUCCAUAGCUUCGGUCCACACGUUUUGGCGGCGAGCUUAUCUCUCGUCGGAAAAUUCGGUCAAGCUGCGUCUGCUAGCAUCCUCUCCAAUCGAUAGAUAUUGCAGUUCCCAGUCCAGCCAGCCCCAGCCCGCGCCCGACCGCGUCCCAGCGUGCUAUCAAGACCUAAGACUGAGUCAUGGGUGCCGCAUCGUCUCCGGCUAGAGCGGGGGCCUCGUCGCCGGGAGCGGCCGCAUCGUCGCCGGCGGCAGCAGCAGCUGGUGCCCAGCCAACUGAUAUCCUCCCUGCCGAACACUGGGCCGAGCAAGAGCUUCCCCGUGAAGACGAUAACGACUCCUCCCUCGGCGACGGCGGCGGCAGCUCGACGGCGUCCCUGUCGGCCAGCAUCCUCGAGUACCGCACCAUCUACGGACGGACAUUUCACAGCGACAAGAGCACAGACGCACAGUACUGGACGCCCAACGACGAGAAGCAAAAUGAGUCCAUGGACAUCAACCACCACCUCCUGACGCUCGUGCUGGGCGGGAAGCUCUUUCGCGCACCGCUCAAGGACGACGAGAUCAAUUCUGUCAUUGACGUUGGGACCGGGACUGGUCUCUGGGCAAUGUAAACACGCCUCACCCCCAUCGCAGAACCGAGAAGCCGCCAACCAACUAACCUGCCGCGCAGCGACUUCGCCGACCAGCACCCACAAGCCUCGGUUGUCGGAACCGAC